CCUUUGCAUUCUGAAAAUGUCUUUGUUCAUUGUAUUGCAUGUACUUUGGGGUGAAGAUUAUUAUGAAUGAACAUUUUCUGAAAUAUAUCUUGUGCUCUGUGAGGCUAAAUGUUUGCAUCAACCCUCCUGAAAGCAUUUAUGUGGUCAGUUUGAGCAACAUGAUAAGCAACAAAACAGCCCGCCUCUUUGCAUUGAGAGCACACUUCAUGGGGAACACUUCAUUUACGGACAUUGCAGAGCUUCAGUCAUACGCACAAUGAUGAACUUUACCUUGAUAACAGCUUUCAUUCUCUGCAGCCUCAGCUGGAUCUCUGUCUCAGUUUCUGAGUCUCAGACUGUGGCGGUCCAGUCUGGUGAAGACGUCACACUGCUGUGCUCCAACAUUUCCAAAUAUGAAGGUGUAACAUUCUGGAUCAGACUUGUCCAGAGAACCAGCAUCAGCUGUGUCUCUGUUAUGAUCACACCUAAAAGCCAAGCUACAUUCUGUGAUGGAUAUCAAGAUGGAAGAUUUGAAAUGAGCUCCAACAUCUCUGCUGUCUUUCUCAAAAUCAAACAAGUGGGUCUAUCUGACUCUGGACUGUAUAUCUGUGGAUUUUAUGUAGACGGACAUCCAAGUUUCAGUGUAAUACAUUUAGACAUUAAAGACAGCGAUGAGUCGCAUGAUGACGUGGACAGCAAGUGUGAAAAAGAGGGAGAUGGAAUAACCAAUCCGAUGAGUGUGAUCCUGGGCGGUUUGACUGUUUUCUUUGUAACAGUCAUCAUUGGUCUGGUUGUUAAAGUCAAGAAACUUCAGACAGCUGUCAAUGAAGAACAGAUUCCACAACAGCGUAAGAAUCUGGACUCUGAUGACCUGAAAGCACUGAGUUUGUUUUCAACAACAAUAAGAAACAGGAGGCCUGCAUCAGAGAGAGAAGUGGAAACUCAUAUUGUUUAUGCUGCCAGCAGAUAGACUCAUAUUCAUCCACUGCUGUUCUUUCAUGGACGGAUGGAAGGAGCGAUAAUUUUCUUAUUGGAAAAGAUUACAAUUACUAAAAUUACUAAACAUGUGAUUGUGUUUUUUUUACUCUCAUGACUCUCUCACCAUCUGUCUGCUAAUUUUAUCUGAACUGGUGACUGUCCAUAUAGAAAAUAGAUGGAUGUCUGCAGCAGUGGAGGAGUGAGAGAGGCGAGCACCAUUUGUUUAACAGGAAGAGACAGCAGAGUGUGGUCUGAGCACAGCAGGUGAUAAUUAUGAGGAAUCAAAUCUCUUAAAGAAUCAAGUCUGAAAUGAAGCAUGAAAAUGAAGCAGUGAAUGCUGGCUGGCUUUCCUCUGUCAAGUAGACAAAGUGAUCAGGUUCUACUUUUGUACAGAUGCUUUGGAAACUGGAUAUUUUCACUGUGAUGUCACUGUGUUACAUGUCUAA
Messenger RNA from Micropterus salmoides (largemouth bass), 1403 nucleotides. RefSeq lists its product as uncharacterized. Gene Ontology annotation, biological process: response to bacterium. The coding region runs from base 257 to 949 and encodes 230 amino acids. The record is from RefSeq and is a predicted model, not a curated record. The transcript is spliced from 6 exons. NCBI's taxonomy places the organism in Eukaryota, Metazoa, Chordata, Actinopteri, Centrarchiformes, Centrarchidae.